Messenger RNA from Nicotiana attenuata, 2110 nucleotides. RefSeq names its product adenylosuccinate synthetase, chloroplastic. The record is from RefSeq and is a predicted model, not a curated record. NCBI's taxonomy places the organism in Eukaryota, Viridiplantae, Streptophyta, Magnoliopsida, Solanales, Solanaceae. The transcript has 4 exons. The coding region runs from base 153 to 1667 and encodes 504 amino acids. Gene Ontology annotation, biological process: IMP metabolic process; 'de novo' AMP biosynthetic process. Gene Ontology annotation, molecular function: adenylosuccinate synthase activity; GTP binding. Gene Ontology annotation, cellular component: cytoplasm.
UCUGAUGCGACUCACAACAAUUGGUCCCACCUAAAAUAUUCUCAACUUUUCUUUCUUAAACCCUUGAAAAGCUUCUUUUCCUCCUCCUUCUGUCUCUCCGCAUAUAUUCGUUUUUUCCGAGCACAGCGCCACCGUACGCCGCCGUCGCAGCCAUGAACACCAUGAACAUCUCAACCCUGAGGAUCGACUCCAACCCAAUCACCACCUCGACGAAGUCAACUCACCGGAGUGGGGCUCUCGGUUACAGUGGGAGCUACAGCUGUAGGCUCCUUCAGCUUCAGAAAAAGAAUAAGGCUCCUUCAAUUAUUGUUUGUUCAACAAAGCCGCUUGCUUCGGUAGUGGAGCAUCAGGGAGUCAGCGACUCGGGGUUGACUCGAAUUGAGUCACUGAGUCAGGUAUCUGGCGUCUUGGGUUGCCAAUGGGGCGAUGAAGGAAAAGGAAAGCUAGUUGAUAUUUUGGCUAAACAUUUCGAUAUUGUUGCUCGUUGUCAGGGGGGAGCCAAUGCUGGGCACACUAUUUACAAUUCCGAGGGGAAGAAGUUUGCUCUGCACCUUGUCCCUUCAGGGAUUCUCAAUGAGGAAACGGUAUGUGUUAUUGGUAGCGGAGUCGUGGUGCAUCUACCAGGACUAUUUAAAGAAAUUGAUAAUCUUGAAUCUAAUGGAGUCUCUUGCCAAGGAAGGAUCUUGGUGUCUGAUCGUGCUCACUUGUUAUUUGAUUUUCACCAAGAAGUAGAUGGGCUUAGAGAAGCUGAGCUAGCUAAAUCCUUUAUUGGCACUACCAAGAGAGGCAUCGGGCCUUGCUAUUCAAGCAAGGUUAUUCGAAAUGGUAUAAGGGUAAGUGAUCUAAGGCAUAUGGAUACAUUCCCCCAGCAGCUUGAUCUUUUACUAUCAGAUGCAGCUUCAAGGUUCCAAGGCUUUAACUAUGGCCCUGACAUGCUCAAGGAAGAAGUGGAACGCUACAAGAAAUUUGCUGAGAGGUUGGAACCCUUUAUUACAGAUACUGUGCACUUUAUGAAUGAUGCUAUAUCUCAGAAAAAGAAGAUUUUGGUUGAAGGGGGUCAGGCAACAAUGUUGGAUAUCGAUUUUGGAACAUACCCUUUUGUGACUUCAUCGAGUCCAUCAGCUGGUGGAAUCUGCACAGGUCUUGGCAUUGCUCCUAGAGUUGUCGGUGAUCUUGUUGGUGUGGUUAAGGCAUAUACCACAAGAGUUGGUUCUGGUCCAUUCCCAACAGAAAUUAUGGGCAAAGGUGGUGACCUUCUUCGUUUUGCUGGGCAGGAGUUUGGCACAACUACUGGACGCCCACGUCGCUGUGGUUGGCUAGACAUAGUUGCACUGAGAUUCUGCUGUCAGAUAAAUGGAUUUGCUUCUCUAAACCUAACAAAACUAGAUGUUCUGUCAGAUCUAUCAGAAAUUCAGUUGGGUGUUACUUACAGGCAUCCUGAUGGUUCAACAUUAAACUCUUUUCCUUCUGAUCUUCGUCUUCUUGAGCAAAUAAAGGUGGAAUAUGAAGUUAUGCCCGGGUGGCAAAGUGAUAUUUCUUCUGUCAGAAAGUAUUCGGACUUGCCCAAGGCUGCACGUGAAUAUGUAGAAAGGAUAGAGGAGCUUGUUGGGGUACCUGUCCAUUACAUUGGUGUUGGGCCUGGUCGUGAUGCCCUUAUCUACAAGUGAUUUUAGAUUUUUUUUUGUCAUACUGUUGUAACCCUAUUCUUCGAAUUGCUGGUAAACCUUAGGCUAAGCUUGUAGUAACAUCAAGGAUUAUCAAUCUGAUGUUAUUGCCUAAUAGUAAACUAGAUAUCAUUCCACCCCCUUUUUUUGCCCUUUCGGCAUUUUGUUGAACCUCGGUAGGAAAAAUCAGGCAAGAAUUGAAUUGGCACCGGGUUGCUUGGGUUUCAUGCCUCCCCAAAUAAGAGGAUUAACUGCAAGUCUGCAAUGAUGAAAAAGAUUGUAAUUUCAGUUGGAUGCAACAGCUCUGUGCUUAUAUGGCCGAGUUCCAUUUUAGCUUCAACUCUGUGUGUUGCUGCAUAUUCCAGUACUGUAACUUAUUAAAUUCAUGAAAGUUGAGCUUUCUUUCCUCUUCUUGUUCUCUAUGUUGACGAACAUCACUUAGUCAA